Molecule: messenger RNA, 2274 nt
Organism: Cucurbita pepo subsp. pepo (vegetable marrow)
Lineage: Eukaryota; Viridiplantae; Streptophyta; Magnoliopsida; Cucurbitales; Cucurbitaceae
Product: condensin complex subunit
Biological process (GO): mitotic chromosome condensation
Cellular component (GO): condensin complex
Molecular function (GO): chromatin binding
Source: RefSeq, a predicted model, not a curated record
CAGGCAAAUUUGAAAUAGAGAAAUGGAGGGAAAAUCGUGUUUGUCGUUCAAGUUCUAGUUUCUGAAAGAGCUUCCCGACCCAAUCUUUCUCAAGUUUCUUUCUGUGUUUGAUUCUUCCAAUGGCGGAACCUCUAAGCCCUAAUCCAUCAAUUGUGCAGAAGCAGAGGCGUCCGAUGGCCUCUCAGUUGCAAUCUCCGACGAGCCCCUUCUUCCUUGGCUCCAACGACGACCAACUCGAGCGCGCUCAAGCAAGGGCCGCACGCGCUGCAGCAAAUCGCCGCAAGUCUAUCGCUACCAAUCUACUACCUCGCGAAGACCCCAAUAUUUUCCUCGACAAGCGGCAGAUUCUUGAAUUAUUUCAAAAUUGCAUCAAACUCGCUAGUGAAAAUAAAAUUAAUCAAAAAAAUACAUGGGAGCUGAAUUUAAUUGACCAUCUUACUGAGAUUAUUAAGGUUGAAGAGGAGGACACGGAGACAAAUUUUCAGAAGGCAAGUUGUACUCUUGAAGCUGGAGUUAAGAUCUACUCAUUAAGGGUGGAUUCCGUUCAUUCAGAGGCAUAUAAAGUCCUUGGAGGGAUGAACAGGGCAGGCCAAGAAAAUGAGCAAGAAACCAUCAUGCAGGAGGGAAAUCUAGAAAGUGAGCAGGAGGGAGUUCAUUUGAAAAAAGAGCAAGAUAAAAAGUUGUCUCCCUUGUCAACGCUCGAGUCAUCUUUUGAGGCUCUAAAUGUAAAGAAAUUUGAUGUGGCGUUUACGGUGGAUCCUCUUUAUCAUCAGACAUCUGCUCAAUUUGAUGAGGGUGGAGCCAAGGGCCUUCUAAUGAAUAAUCUUGGAGUAUAUGGUGCAUGUAGGGUGCUUUUUGAUUCAGAUGAAGUGCCUGGGAAAUGUAUGUCUUGCGAGGAUAGAUAUAAUAACACUGAUAUGAUCGAUAUCUCUUUUGCCAAAGAUUGCAUCGAGGAGAUGGUGUUCAAUAUGCGAGUGAAGGAUGAAAUAUCACCAACAUUAAGGAAUAUAGUCAAUCUAUUUGAUGAAGAUAACAAACGACCUUCAGAUUAUUGUAGUUCAGCUCCGAAAGCAGCCGAGGAAGCUAAUAUGGAUUAUGAUGUAGAUGACAGAUUUGAUGGUGAUGAUUUUGAUAAUUUUGAUAAUUUUGGCACUGCAAAUUAUGACAACGAUAACCAAACAAGCAUGGUUGAUGAUGGACCUGGUGGUGGAGAUGCAGGUUUUCCAACUUACAAUGAGGAAAGUGUGUCCUCUACCUACCAUGACCCUGAUACUGAGGAAAGAUUGGAGAACGUUGAUGAAUAUUUGAUUUCAUGUUUGGGUUUUACUUUAAAACAGAAUGCUUGGGCAGGCCCCGAACACUGGAAGUAUCGUAAAACCAAAGGUUCUAGUGAUGGUCCCACAGAAAAUGGAUCAGAAACAACGACUAAGAAAUCAAGAGCUAAGAAACAGGCAGAAAAUGACAUUGAUUUCACAAAAGAUUUGGAAAAAGAAGUUUCAGAUCUCUUCGCACCUCCAAAAAAUCCCAAAGCAUUGUUGUUGCCUAAGAAUAGAGUACCUUGCAAUACUAAGCUUCCUGAAGAUUGCCACUACCAGCCUGAAGAUCUUGUGAAGUUAUUUCUUUUGCCAAAUGUAAAGUGCCUUAGGAGAAGGGGAAGACAGCAUUCAGAUGAACCAUUGCAGCAUAACGAUGAUUUUGAAACAUCGCCAUCAUGGGAAGAUGAUAAUGUAUUUGGUGGCCAAUAUGAUGAGGGUGAUGCUCACAGUGAUGUGGAGGACUCAGAUGCUCUUGUUACUCAGCCUCGCCAGGUUAACAAAAUUGAAGUUCAAUACGACAAAACAUCUAAGCAAGUUGAUGUCCAGGCAUUGAAAGAAACACUCUGGUCCCAUUUACAAGAAUCUCAAACGGAUGUCCAGGGUGACGAUGAAACAGUAUCUUUCAAGCAAAUUCUUGCCACCUUUCCAGAUGACUGCAGAGCUGCUCAAACCAUCAAUGAUAUCUCGCCCCAUUUGUGUUUUAUAUGCCUGUUACAUUUAGCUAACGAGCAUGGGUUAAGUAUAAAUGGCUAUGACCACUUGAACGAUCUCACUAUUCACUUCGGUCGUCAAAAUUGAUUCAGUAUAAUACUUGUGAAACUGUGUACCCCUUCGUUUUCUACAGGUUGUAAUUUAUCACUGUAUCAUGUACUAGGCUGCUGCCACUGAUGGUGCCAUUUAGCCGGAAUAUAUUGUUGUAGAAAUUUGAAUGGAGAAAUCCCAUUUCCUGCUUUACUUU